CCCGAGGAAUAAAUAUAUCCUUUCCUCUCUUGUGAUUCUCCAUAAAUACACUAACAUCCAUACCCUAGUCCCUCUCUUUCUUCAAUCAAGCCAUUAUCUCAUUGCUUAGCUUCUUUAGUACUUUGUGCGUCUUGAGGGUAGUGUUUUUAUGUGAUCAUGGGAAUUCCGAAGCCAGCAUGGUUGGAAGCUCUCUUCAGAGAGAAAUUCUUUGCCCCGUGCUCAAUUCACGAGAGUGCAAAGAAGAACGAGAAGAAUAUUUGUUGUUUGGAUUGUUGCAUAAGUAUUUGCCCUCACUGUGUGAUGGCUCAUCGUUUCCACAGAUUGAUUCAAAUUCGACGUUAUGUCUACCAUGAUGUUGUUCGACUUGAAGACCUAGAGAAACUCAUAGAUUGCUCAAAUGUUCAGGCCUACACAAUAAACAGUGCUAAGGUGAUUUUCAUCAAGAAAAGACCUCAAAACAGGCAAUUCAAAGGAUCUGGAAACUAUUGCACUUCUUGUGAUAGAAGCCUUCAAGAACCUUUUAUCCAUUGCUCUCUAGGGUGCAAGGUGGAUUUUGUACUAAAGCACUACCAAGACGUUUUUCCAUUCCUAAGGAGAUGCACAACUUUACAACUUAGUCCAGACUUCUUUAUCCCUCAGGACAUGGCUGACGAUGAGACGGCCCACUCAACGAUCGUGGACAGUGACGGGCCGUGGGGCUCAUCGAUGUCCGGCUCGUCGGGAUCGGAGAAUAACAUGAUGAGUGUUUUCCCAUGCACUGAGUUUGUGAGGAAGAAGAGAAGUGGAUUAUACGUGUGUGGAAGAACACUCAAUAGUUAUAAGAACAUAACGGAUGAGGACAUCGCUACUAGCAUGAGUAGAAGAAAAGGCAUUCCUCAUAGGUCUCCUUUGUGUUAGAAUUAAUUUAGUAGAAUUAUUCACAUUUUACUUUGACCACUUUCAAUUAGAAUUUUUUAAUAUUCUUGGCUCACUGCU
Lycium ferocissimum is the source of this 975-nucleotide messenger RNA. RefSeq names its product protein RGF1 INDUCIBLE TRANSCRIPTION FACTOR 1. The record is from RefSeq and is a predicted model, not a curated record. Lineage: Eukaryota; Viridiplantae; Streptophyta; Magnoliopsida; Solanales; Solanaceae. Bases 157 to 897 code for a protein of 246 amino acids. The transcript has 4 exons.